AUGCCGCAAGAGCUGCUGUCAGCGAGUCCGGUCUAUUGUCUCGUCGGUCUGUAUCGUCUGCUCACCGACGCAUCGCUCUGGAGGCCCAUCUGGCAAAAGACGAGCACUUCAGCCAAGCAGGGCGCUCUCAUUGCUGCUCUAUGGUUCAUCGCUACCAUCCCUUUCAACAGGCUGUACUGCCGAUUCUUCAUGAAGCGCAACUUGCUCUUCAAGUACGAAGAUGAUUCCAAAUGGCUCGGCGUCAACAUUCUCACCUAUGCCUCUCUCAUGAUGGGCUUGGGCCAAGCGUCAAUGAUUCUCGAGUUCUACAUUGCGAAACAGCUCAAGGCCGCUCGGGUGCAUGCCUACGAUGCCACAGUGGCCAGUCGUGGCAAGGAUGCAUCCUUCUGGCAGCCCUAUGUCGAAGAGUGGAAGGAGCCACCUAUCGACCGUGCCCGACGCGCUGCGCAGAAGAGCUCCUUCUACUCGCGGCUCUCCAGUCCGCUCAUCCGCAUCUUCAUCACAAAGAUCUUGCUUCAUCCGCUCAACUUUGUGCCCUUUCUGGGCAUCAUCAUCGGCGCCGUUCUCAAGAGCCUCACGCUGGCACGUACACUUCAUCAGCCCUAUUUCCUCGCGAAGAAGAUGUCCGCCUUUGAGCAGGAGCUCUUCAUCACGGAGCGAAUCUACGAGUAUCGUGCUUUCGGCUUCGUGGCGGCUGUGCUCGAGCGCUUGCCCAUCGUGGGCAUCGUACUCAGUAUCUCCAACCGUAUCGGGGCAGCCAUGAUGGCACACGACCUCGAGAAACGCCAAGCUGCCUUUAGGUCCGGCAAGCUCAAGCCGACGAAGGUGUAUGUGAGCAAGACAGCGCAGAUCGAGGAAUCUGGCCUUCCGGACGAGUUCGCAGGCCAGUUUCCGAGGAAGAAGGCACCCAUCAAGCUUGACGCGUCCGAGCAAGCGAGAGUCAACAAAGCGGCCGCUGGCACAAUACUCGAUUCAUGA
Messenger RNA from Mixia osmundae IAM 14324, 978 nucleotides. RefSeq lists its product as uncharacterized. Lineage: Eukaryota; Fungi; Basidiomycota; Mixiomycetes; Mixiales; Mixiaceae. The record is from RefSeq and is a predicted model, not a curated record. The coding region runs from base 1 to 978 and encodes 325 amino acids. The transcript is spliced from 5 exons.